ACGUCACGAAGGUCUACUGUAAUGGAUGCCUAAAAAUUUCACGAUCAUUCAAUGUAGGAUUAUUAUCUAUUUCCGUUGAUCACAGGUUUUUUAAAGUGUUGAAAUUAUUUUCUAAAGCAUCGUCUAACAUUUUUCGAAGUUACAUGUUAUUACUGGACACUCCUAUAUUGUACAUUUGAGACGAGUUGCAGUGGUCCGUUGUGGAUGUUGUUUUUUUUAGGAAAUCUCGAUUCGUAUUUACGAUGGAUUUUACUGUUUGAUAGACUUCAAAGUGUAUAACGAGUCAUUGAAUGAAUAUACAAAAGAUGAAUGGGAAGAACAAACAGAAAUUGGCGAUUGUAACGUUUGCUGCUCAUAUCUACAAUGGAUACUGAAUACAAGCAACAAAUCUCAUAACAACAUGAUAACUGACUUUGAUAAAUAGUUUGACUAUGGCAGAAGGUGUUGACUCAUCAAUAGAUAUUUUAACUUGUCCAAUUUGUCUAGAAAGAUAUACAAAACCGAAGUAUCUGCCAUGCCUACAUACUUUCUGUGAAGGUUGUAUUUUAACGUUCAUCGUCUCAGUAUUUAAGAAAUCAGAAGGGAAGGUCAAUAUUGAUUGUCCAGUCUGCCGAACAACAGUAACAUUGCCAAAGGAAGGAUGCACACCACGAGAAUGGGUUGAUCAGUUUCCGGGAAAUUUUCUCAUAGUUGGUUUAUUAGACAAAGAAAAACCACAAAAGCUAUGCAUGUCAUGUGAGAGACUUGAUAUUGUAUCACAGGCUAUUUUCAUCUGCAACGACUGCUCGGAUACUCUGUGCGGUAUAUGUCAGAAAUAUCAUAGUUCAAACAAAUCAACUUCUAAUCAUCAAAUCAAAAAAAUAUUCACGCUACCGGAAAAAGAAAAAGUACAUAAAACAUGCCAAAAUAUAUGUUCUGACCAUUCUAAGAAACUUAAGUUAUUUUGUAACGAUCAUAAUGUACCGUGUUGUACACUUUGUGUAUCUUUAAGUCAUAGAAAGUGUGACAAUGUUGUCACUUUCGAAGAAGCAGUGAAAACUUUUAGUACUGAUUUUAAACUGGAUAAAAUCAAAACUUAUAUUAGAGAUGUUUCGAAUGAUUGUGACAAUCUUAUAUCUCACUAUGUAGAAUGUUUACAAAGCAACGACAGACAAUAUGACAAAGAACAUAAGGAGAUUGAAGAAACGUGUGAUUACAUUAUUUCACAAGUGAAAGCAACUGAAAAAUUAAAGAAAGAUGAACUUACAAAAAUGCAUGAUGAAAAACAGCAUAUUCUAAAACAUAGGUUAGAAACAUGUCAAAUUUUAACAACUGUUGUGUCAGACAAACUAACUGAAAUAAACCAUGAAAAGGGAUCUGAAAUUCAGAGACUGAUUAUGGCGUAUGCUAUAGAAGAUGAGAUAAAGCAGCAUAAAGACAUCUUAAAAACUUACAGAGAGGAUGAACAUAAACUUUUGAUCCAUGUUGAAAAGGUAUUGCCAAAAGAUAUUGAUAUGUUGAUGAACAGUCUAUGUACAGUAUCUUGGGGUAGUAAUGUGGAAUCGCCUACACUAUUAACACCUAAGAGCAGUCCUGGUUUCAAUCUUGAGCGUGAUAUUUCUUUCAGUAAAUCCAUUAACGAUUCUGGAAUCGGUGGUUUCAAUUUUGUACUACCUACUACAGCUAAAAAAUCUUCUGGCUUUUCCUCACAAUUAGGAGCAACAGUAUCAUCAGCUGCAGACGUACAAAUUGGUCAAACACCAACAACACCUGAUAAAAGAACUCUUGACACAGGAAGAAGAUUCACGAUUGGUGGACAAAUUUCAACUUCUGCAAUAAAAAUAACCUCAGACGGAACAGGUACAACAAAACCUCCUUUCAGUGGAGGAUUUCGAUUGGAAAAUUUGCCGGAGGCUGUAAAAUAUAAACCAACACCAGGAGCAGUAAGUUUUGGACAGACUGUUUCUCCCAUUUCUGACAUGAAAAUUGAAACACCAGAGUAUAUAAAGAAAGUAUCUGAUUCUGAAGUAAACUCUGGAUUUAAAUUUUGCACACCAGAUUCUACAAGGUUAAAAUCUGAUUCUGAUGCAGACUCUGGAUUUUAUUUUCUCCCAUUAGAUUCUUUUAAAUACAAAUCUGAUUCUGAAGCAGAUUCUCGAUUCAAAUUUUACAUAUCAGAGUAUACAAAGAAAAAAUCUGAUUCUGAAGCAAACUCUGGAUUCAAAUUUCCCACACCAGAUUCUACAAAGUACAAAUCUGAUUCUGGAGCAAACUCUGGAUUCAAAUUUUACACAUCAGAGUAUAUGAAGACAAAAUCUGAUUCUGAUGCAAACUCUGGGUUUACAUUUCCCACACCAGAUUCUACAAAGAACAAAUCUGAUUCCAAAGCAGACUCUGGAUUCACAUUUUCCACACCAGGUUCUACAAAGAACAAAUCUGAUUCCAAAGCAAACUCUGGGUUCACAUUUCCCACACUAGAUUCUACAAAGAACAAAUCUGAUUCCAAAGCAAACUCUGGGUUCACAUUUCCCACACAAGAUUCUAUAAAGUACAAAUCUGAUUCUGGAGCAAACUCUGGAUUUAAGUUUUACACACCAGAGUCUACAAAGAACAAAUCUGAUUCCAGAGCAGACUCUGGAUUCACAUUUACCACACCGGAUUCUACAAAAGACAAAUCUGAUUCCAAAGCAGACUCUGGAUUCAGAUUUCCCACACCGGAUUCUACAAAAGACAAAUCUUUGUAUGAAACAGCCUCUGGAUUCAGAUUUUCCACACCAGCUUCAAUCAUGGACAAUCAGAAAUUAAAACCAUCUUUAUGUGGUCAAACUUCUACACCAGGUGUUGAGAAAAAUAAACAAGAUACUAGGGCAAAAGGUUUCAACUAUAUAUUAAAACCACCCACUUUACCAGAUAACAGCAGGAGGGGACUAAACUUCACAUUAUCGUCAUCUGAAGAUGACAGCACAGGUCCAAAAUAUCUAUCAACAGAGCCUGGUGGUGGCGAAGAUACAAAGACAUCAAAUUUCAACACAUGUGCAUUUGGACAGAACCGAUCCUCAGAUUUACCCAAACUUGAAUAUGAUUUUCGCAAACUUGGACCAACAUUGACAGGCAAUAGUUCAUCAGAAAUGAGGGAAGAAGUGUUUAAUUUAGUGGCUACAGGAUUCUCUUUCUCGUCAAUAGCCAAUAAAUUUUUGGAAACCUUGGGAGGGAUAUUUGGUGAAGGACGGAUUUUCUCUUUUUCUGAACUGGCAAAGGAAGCUGAUAGUUCUACCUCGACAGGUUUUAAAGUUCAAGAUCACAAUGAACAAUUUAGAUGGAAAGGAGCAGGACAACAGCUAUUUUCUACUGAUCCAGGUGAUGGUUAUAACGAGGAUACAGAUGAGAGUGGUGCAAUAUAUGAUUAUCAUUAUAAACCAAUUAUAGCACUUCCUGACCUUGUUGAUGUAAAAACAGGCGAAGAAGAUUAUGAAACGAUGUUCUGUCAAAGAGCUAGACUGUACAGAUUUCACAAAGAGACCAACCAGUGGAAGGAAAAGGGACUUGGCGCAAUGAAAAUAUUGAGACAUCACGUAAACAGUCGAUACAGAUUAAUACUAAGAAGACAAAUAGUUUUAAAGUUAGCAUGUAACCAGUGGUUGACCACAGAAAUGUCAUUUAAAGUUUUACCAACAUCAGAAACAUCAUGGUUUUGGGUUGGACAAGAUUUUAGUGAUAGUCCACCUGUCAUUGAACUGUUGGCAAUUAAAUUUCAGACGAUCGAGCUGGCGCAACAGUUUAAGCAAAAGAUUGAUAGUUGUCAAAGCGAUAUGAGAGGACAGAGUUCAGCAUCCAAUGGAAAGGAUGUAGCUAUAUUACCCACAACUGUGAUAUCACAGAUAAAAGAGUCUAAACCUGGAGUAAUAAACUUAGAUGAACCAAGAACUGUGGUAACACAGCGGAAAAAGUCAAGACAUGUGAUAACUCUGCCAAAAGAUUCAAGAACUUUUGAAACACGAUCAGAGGAGUCACAUACUAUGGUUCCACAGCCAGCGGAGUCACAUUCUGUGGUUUUGCAACCAGAGGAGUUACAUAUAGUGGUUUCACAGCCAGAGGAGUCAAAGGUGGAUAUAACUAAAAAAGACGUUAGUGUAGAAGAGGAGGGAGAUGAAGAUGAAAAUUCAACAGAUGAAGAUGAAACACUAGUUACACUUUUUGACAAAAGAAUAAAAUUCUUCAGUAAAGAAGUUGGUUGGAAGGCACUAGGACUAGGUACAAUGAAGGUCUUUUUAGACGGAAAUGGUUAUCUGGUUAAAGUAGAAUUAGACAACAACAAUUCUGUUUGUCAUCAUUUAGUAGCCAAGGAACAGAAUGUAUAUCUAAAUAAUAAAGAUUGUUUAUGGUCUCCAAUAGAUUACUCUACAUUUGUACCUGUCAGAAGACACUUUAAAGCAAAGUUUAGAUCUAAACAUGCUGCUAACAAAUUCCAGAAAUUAUUUGAGGAGGGACAGUAUUUUGCGGAGGAAUACAACAUUUCAGAAAGGGAUAUGGUACCUAGUCAAACUUAGAAAACAUAGAUGCUAGGUUAAUUAUGUAUAAAUGAAACUACCCACAUUAUUGAAACUAAAUUAGAAAUUAUUGAAACAAAAUUAGAAAUGAAUAUUUUUUUUCUAAUUAAUGUAAUUGAUAAUUCUGAUGAGAACACUGGUAUACUACUUUUGCUUUUGUAUGAAUAUCAAUGUGAUGAUAAUUCUUCUCAGAACAACAUGAUAUAUUGAUGUAAUGA
Molecule: messenger RNA, 4744 nt
Organism: Mytilus trossulus (common blue mussel)
Lineage: Eukaryota; Metazoa; Mollusca; Bivalvia; Mytilida; Mytilidae
Product: E3 SUMO-protein ligase RanBP2-like
Exons: 13
Coding region: 432-4526 (1364 amino acids)
Biological process (GO): protein monoubiquitination; intracellular transport
Molecular function (GO): zinc ion binding; ubiquitin protein ligase activity
Source: RefSeq, a predicted model, not a curated record